UUGCCAAAUUUGGACCUUCGUUCACUCGCUCCGUUACCAUACAAGGUAGUCUGCGGUGGCCCGCUUGUUUUCCCAAUCCAUUUCCAUCACACAACUCUGACUGAAUGGGUGAUUCUCUCAAGGGCCGGACACUCCCCGCUUUUGAAGAAACAAUUGAGAACUUGUGUGUAUGUGUAUGUGUAUGUGUGUGGAAUGGUGGUUGGAAGGACGAAUUUUCUCGAAUGGAAGGGCCUUUUAGAAUCCAAGGUCCCAAAGCUUAGGCCGCCCCCCGUCGUCUGCAAUAUGGAUCAAAGAUGUUUGACGAACCCCCCACUUGCUUUCAUCUCUCAGAGUGAUUCGUAACAAAUGCGUGCAGUCAUUAUGUAUGUACAACAGAGUAUCUUUCCUCCCCCCAACCAUCGCCCGCGCGCGUGCACUUACAUACAUAGAUCCACAUCAACACAUCUCAUUUGUUUUACAUAUUCCUUUCUCUCCUCGUGGCCUUGCAAACGGGGAAGAACUUCCAGCUUCCGUAAUUUUUCACCCGAAAAUGCAUUCCGUUCUAGAACUUCUUCCGACCCUUUUUUUUCCAUUCUGCCAUUCCAUCAACGGCCGGCCAAACCAUAAUUCGAUUAAUGCCCGCGCUUCAACGCUUUUUGCAGCGCUUACAAUAGCGCUGAAGCAAAACGUCGUCCAAGCAACGACCUUCCCCCCCAUACACACAACCGCAUCUUGGAUUUUACGUCUUACUCUGUGCGAAAGCGCGCGGUCUAUACAUUAUGGAGACAGUAUAGCCGCCCCCGUUUAUAUGAUCACCUCCGACCCCGACCCAACGCUGCUUCUUUCGUUUAUUCCCAUAACCCCAUACCCCUCCACCACCGCCCAUCGCUGUGAACAUUUCGUACGCACAAUCAUGCACGCCAUCAACCGCCAUUUGGGAGCCCCGGCCCUGACCCCCGGGCCAAGCCGAACCCCCCCGACCAUUGACCAUUCUGCACAUGAAGCAGUAUGGUCGCAUGACGUAGCGAAAUUCAACCUUGCGGCCAUUCCCCCAACUCAUGACACGCCCUUUAUUCCAUCAACGAUAAGGACCAAUUCAAUAUAGGGACCUCCGUGCCGAAACACGUGGAAGUCAUGUCGUAAAAGGGAUACAAAUUUCCCAUGCAUGCCAUGUCAAGAACAAGCGCGAACCCUUCCAGAUAUGAUAUAUGCAUAACCACACCUUUAUCGCCCAUUCACCCGGUACCCGUCCUUGCAUAGAGAAACGAUGCGAUAAGGAUGGAUAGAUAGAAAAAACGAAAUUCAAGGGGUGCAGU
Messenger RNA from Cantharellus anzutake, 1295 nucleotides. RefSeq lists its product as uncharacterized. The transcript is spliced from 3 exons. Lineage: Eukaryota; Fungi; Basidiomycota; Agaricomycetes; Cantharellales; Hydnaceae. The record is from RefSeq and is a predicted model, not a curated record. The coding region runs from base 365 to 1084 and encodes 239 amino acids.